Cooperia oncophora is the source of this 252-nucleotide messenger RNA. The record is from the annotation of a GenBank genome assembly. NCBI's taxonomy places the organism in Eukaryota, Metazoa, Nematoda, Chromadorea, Rhabditida, Trichostrongylidae.
AUGAAGAUGAAAGGUGGUACUACAUACCAAGUUCCAUUUCCUAUCGAGAAAGCUGAGGCAGAGUUCCGUGCCAUGAAAAUGAUGAGGGACAUAUGCCGACAGAAAGCCGCUCAUGGAGAAACACAUUUGAAGGAUAUCUUAGCAAACGAGUUACUGGCAGCAAGCCAGAACGAAGGGCUGACGAUACAAGCCAAGCAGGAGCUGCACAAGACAUGCGAAGCCAAUAGAGCAUACGCUCACUAUAGAUCAUAG